AUGCUGUUGCUACUCGUAGUUCUGACGGCAGUUCUUUCCAAUCAUUUUGCAGCUGCAUUGCUUCCCAGUCAAACAAGCAAUCCAUCAUCAUCACCAUCAUCAUCAUCGUCCAUACUACAUUCUUCACCCUCCAACACUAAUUCGUUGCAGAGAAGGCGGCAGCCCUAUCCUCACAACAACCAGAACAACAACAACAAUAAUAAAUGGGAGCUCUUUGUAGCAGCAGCAUCCGAGCCCAGGACCAACGAAGAUACAUCAUCAUCAGCUUCGUCAUCGACGGCACCAUCCAAAACGAAAAAAAUUCCACCGCCAAAGGCCAAGACAACAAACAACAACAACAACAACAAUGGCAACAAGAAGAAUAAUAUCAACCACAACAACAACAGCAACAACAACAACAACAACAAGAAAAGAGUCAACUACAGCAACGUGAGAAACAAACCAUGGCAAGCGGACUUCAAGACGUCUAUACGCACACAAGGCAAAAUCAAAAAGGCAUACUCGACAAGGUACAAGACGCGGACCCUCAAGGCCAAGGAAAUUCUAAAGGCUUUGCUGACGACUCAUCCUACCCAAGUGAACGCCGCCAAUGUCAUUUGUGCCUUGACCUACAGCGCCAAAUCGCUCGGAACGUCACAAAUAUCGACCGACCUUCAGUUGCGGUCCAUGCUGUUUCAAGCCUUUGACAUUUUGUCCAAAAUGGUGCACAAGGGAUUGCUCAAUACCCGGCAACUUUGCAAUGCGUGUUGGGCGAUUGCCAAACAUUACGAUCGCGAUCACGAAUUACUGCCCAAAGCUCCAGAAGCAGUGGCACUUUCCGACGAAGGUGCCAUUGGGACGGCGGUUCAAAUCAAUAUUUUAGACGAGCCAAGUCCGUUGGAACAAUCGCAAAUCUUACUAGAAGAUACCUUGGACGAUAUUGCCAGGCAACUGACGGAUAUCCUAAAUGGGGAAUUGGAAGGCCAUUACGAAGCGUGGCAAAAGCCUGCUCAAGUGGGAGAGAUUUGCAUGGCGAGCUGGGCCUAUGGAAAGUUGAGGCAUCGCAAGAAACCACCUGGUUGGCAAGAUCCACCCCAAACCGGUCGUCUGGCCAAUAGGAACAACAACAACCACAACAAUAACAACCACAACCACAACCCAAAUGCGGAUGUGAUUACAUUUGAAAGCUGGACUUCGAUUGGAGGUACUAGUACUUCCUUUGAUGGUGGCAGUACCAGCAGCAGUACCAGUGGCGGUCCUGUUUCCACAUUUAUUGACAAUGAUGUCACCAAUGCCUUGUUUGAUGCCUUUGCGGCAGCCUUGUGUGACCCUAGCAUGUCCAAACUCAUCCUUCCUGACGAGUCACAAACAGAACCCCAACAUUCUGAGGUGUCACGAUUGAAAGAUUGCUCGUGGAGUGAACUGGCCAAUUUGGGUUGGUCCUUUGCCGCACAUGGCAGUUGCAAGAGCGAACAAUCUCAAACGUUAUUGCAAAAGUUGGCACAAGAAACCUCUCGUCGACUUCAUUUCGGUGGAUCAUUGACCGAACAUUUGCUCACACGGGAUUUGGCACAGCUCAUAUGGGCGCUGGGUACCACACAGGCGGACAACUAUCGAUUGGCGGAUGAUCUGGUCAUUCUGGUGGAAGAUUUGUCCAACGAAUAUCUCAAAUUGAACUCACCACGAGCCUCCUUUAGUCGGGCCGCUCGACCUCUCAAGACAUGGAGUUGUCCCGAUUUGGUCCAAGUGACACUGGGAAUGGCCCAUUCCAGAAUUGAUGAACAACCAUUACUCCAAGCAAUCUACAAGGAGAAUAAUCAUCGACUUGUGGAAUGCGAAGUGGAGGAUGCAUCAGUGCCACAUCACCAUCGAAAAUGCUUCCAUCCUUGGGAAGUGAGUGUCCUUCUCUGGGCACAAGCUCGCCUUUACCUGAAGGAAGAGCAAGGCGAAGAUUUUGAAGAUUUUGUUGCAAAUGCUCCUGGAUACAUAUUGAGCGCGAUUGCCAAAGGCCAAUCACUGCAAUCCGUGGGCAUUGGACCGCAAGAACAAGCGAAUAUUGUGUGGUCCUUGACCGUUUUGGAAGAGCACCAAUCGUCGACUGCGAUCAAGCUCAUUCAGAAAAUUUUCCAAGAGGCCGCAGAGUCAUUGGAAGAAAAUCAAUCCAUUCAACUCGAACAUGCACAUCAACUAUGGCAAGCCUAUUUUAUCAUGGAAGAAGAGAGCCCCGAAGCAGUUAGCAAUGUACCAACUUGGUUUUCGAAAUACCUUGAGAAGAAAUGGACUCUGGAAAAAGCCAAGCUCAAGAUCAGCAGCGCGAGACAUCGAUCGAUAAGUCAAUGUCUCCAGCUAAUGGGAGUGGAUCACCGCAACGAACACGAUGAAGAUAUUGACGUGGCUAUUGUGGUAAAACAGAACGCUCUUUGGACGCACGAAACUCAAGCGGAAGGACAAUCGGAAGACGAUCUCUCGCUUGCUGUGGAGUUUGAUGGUCCUAAUCAUUUUGCACGAGAGAAGACUGACGAGGAUGGUAGAAUGUUGGCACAACCUCGCGCCCUGGGACACAGCGUACUGAAAUACCGACUAUUGAAGAAACAAGGAUGGACGGUUGUACGAAUCCCGUACUUUGAAUUUGACAAGAUUCCAUUUUGGGCCAGUAUGGAACGACAAAGAUACUUGCAACGGAAACUAAAGACGCAUGGUAAUCUCAAGUUCAGCGAAUCUGAUGUCAGCGAAUACAGUGCCAUGUCCCCAAAUCGCAAGUCAAGGUUCGACUAA
Molecule: messenger RNA, 2754 nt
Organism: Cylindrotheca closterium
Lineage: Eukaryota; Bacillariophyta; Bacillariophyceae; Bacillariales; Bacillariaceae
Source: the annotation of a GenBank genome assembly